Molecule: messenger RNA, 1594 nt
Organism: Manduca sexta (tobacco hornworm)
Lineage: Eukaryota; Metazoa; Arthropoda; Insecta; Lepidoptera; Sphingidae
Gene: uri
Product: unconventional prefoldin RPB5 interactor-like protein
Exons: 4
Coding region: 158-1570 (470 amino acids)
Biological process (GO): negative regulation of transcription by RNA polymerase II; negative regulation of phosphatase activity
Molecular function (GO): transcription corepressor activity; phosphatase inhibitor activity; chromatin binding
Source: RefSeq, a predicted model, not a curated record
UGAGGAUGCUGAAAAAUAGAUGUAUGGGCCCGUCCUUACUAUGACGUUACGAUGAACCUAUUGUUUUUGUUUGAUUUUGAUAGGUUAGGUUAUAUUUUGAUAUUUAUUAUCACGAAAUUGUAAGCUUUGUAGUAAACUUAUCAAAAAUUAAUAUAACAUGAGUUUCCUUACGGACAUCUAUAAUAAGAGCAUUCAAGAAAAUGAACGAAAUUUGCGUUUUUGGGAAGAUUACCUACAGGAAUUAAAGUCAAUGGAUUUCGGUGCAUAUUCUGACAAAUUAAGAGUGCCUGUGCUGGUUCCCAUUGGCAGUCGGAUAUGUUUUAGAGGUGAUAUUAAACACACAAACGAAGUGACUGUUUCACUGGGCGCCGACUACUUCGCCAAGUGUUCUAUAAAGCAAGCUGAAGUGUUGAGACAACAUAGAAUAAAAAAUGCUCAAAAUAAAGUUGAUUUAUACCUUAAAGAAAAAGAUUAUUUGGAAAAUCAAGUUUCUUUGAGUAAGCAAAGUUUGUUUGAACAAGAAGGACAGGAGAUUGUUGAAGUUUAUACAGAAGAAGAAGAUGAAGCUUGGAGGAAAAAACACAAAGAAAAUAUGAGAAAGUACAAACAAGCAAGCAAGAAUGAUGAGCAAAAAGAUGUAACAGAUGAAGAGCUUUGGCAAAGACUUGAAGAACUUGAACUUCAAGAAGAAUUAGAGAAUGAGUUGCAAGAGAUGAAUAACAAUGAAGAUUUAGAUAGUAGUGGUAGUAAUGAAUCCUUUAUUAUCAAAGAAGAUGAAGAAAUUAUAGCUAAACAAACAGAAAGAGACAAUAAACUACUAUCUUCAAUAGACAACAAAUCAAGUGAUCUAAUAAAUAGAACUAUAGAGCGAAAUCGGGAAUUAUCUAUUGGGGCUCCAUCUCAAACAUCAAAAUUAGAUUUAUUACAACAGGUAAUAGAUAGGCAAAAUGAAUUGGAGAAUAGAUUACUUGAGUUGAAAAACAGAGAGAGGAGUCAAACUAAAACAGAAAGAGACUUAUUUUCUAGACUAGAUGAAAUUGAUCAGCUUGGGGACAUUGAAGAUGAAAUGGACAGGCUAGAUGAUGUACUUGAAAAUGAAGAUAUGCAGGAAUUAGAGGACCAAAAGACUUUUCAGGCCACCACAGUGAAGCGACAAGUUACAUUUGCAGAUGAUGAUGACAGUGAAACAUUGGAGCUGACAUUUAAACACUCCGAUGUACAACCAGAUAAAUCUCAUUAUGAUCCAGCCAAGGGCAUACAAAAGCCCAGUGAUAUAUUUGAAGCUUUUCCUAAUUCUUUUAGUGGUUCAACAUCUAUUUUGAAAAAGUCCAAAUAUGAAAUUAAUGAAAGUUUAGAGACAAAGAUAGCUAAGCCAGUUUCAAAUAAAAAAAAUACUAUGCAAGAAAGCCAAAAACAAAACAUAGAACCAGAAGAGUUAGAAAAUCAAGAUCCCAAUGAGACUAUUGUUAUUAAAGAUGUCAUAGAGAGAUUAGGUCAAACUGGAAACAAAUUGGAAAAUGAAGCUAGACCCACUAGUCUCUUUAAGAAAAAAAGAAUGCAAAAGAAAUGAUUUUAAUAAAUAACUUCAAUAUAU